GCGAAUGCCGCAACAGCUGUUAGUUUCGGGCGAACAUUCAACGAAGGCGCGUCGCACGGGAGUUAUUUUUUGAUAUUGCAUGGAAAUGCCGCUGAAUUACUUUAGACCGCACAACGAACGUAAGAGUUUUUGAAAGACGGCCACAGCCAAUUGGAAUAUACAUAGAGCAUCGAAGAAAAAUCAAUAGGAGCAUCUGCUAGGACACGAUGGUCUUCGAGGCGGUGGUGACGGAUGUCCUGAACAAGGUCCUCGGCGACUACAUCGAGAACUUGGACCGCAACCAGCUGAAAAUAGGCAUUUGGGGAGGCGAUGUGGUCUUGCAGAACCUCAAAAUACGGGCGAAUGCCCUGGACGAGUUGGACCUGCCCGUGCAGCUUAUCUACGGAUACCUUGGCAAACUAGUGCUCAAGAUCCCCUGGAAGAAUCUGUACAGCCAGCCGGUUGUAGUCAACAUCGAGGAUUUGUAUGUCCUCGUAUCGCCCAACAACAAUGUCAGGUACAACGCGGAGAAGGAGGCCAAAUAUGAGAUGGAUCUCAAGAAGGCAGCUCUGGAUGCCCUGGAGGCAGCCCGCAAAAAAGAGUUAGAAAAGGAUCAGCCCAAGCCCGAUGCUGGGUUUGCUGAAAAACUAACGGCGCAGAUCGUGAACAACCUGCAAGUGAAGAUAACCAAUGUUCACCUGCGAUACGAGGACACCACCACCACAGGUAGUCCCUUCUCCUUCGGCAUAUCCCUGCACGAGCUGGAGCUCUACACCACCGAUAGCGACUGGGAGAAAACCUACAUGGCCCAGCAAGCCUCCCAGGUCUUCAAAAUAGCGAAUCUCUCCUGCCUUUCCGCCUAUUUGAACUGUGGUGGACAGCUGUACGCAAACUACAUGAACACACUGGCAGAACAGUUCCAGACAAAUAUUGCCACCAAGGAGUUGAAACCCAACUACAACUAUGUGCUGGGUCCCAUCUCUUGCAAUGCCAAGUUGAAGCUAAAUAUGAACCCAGAGUUCGAUGAUCCGCCCUUUGAAAGGGCGAAGAUUGAUCUCACCCUGGAGAUGGAAAAGCUAAACGUGGGCAUAACUAACACGCAGUUCGACAAUCUCAUGAAGUUGGGAGAUGCUAUGAAUCGCCAGCAGUUGGGCAUUCCCUACCGGAAAUAUCGCCCAUACGACAUACCCUACAAGGGUCAUGCCAAAGAAUGGUGGCACUUCGCAAUAACAUCUGUUCUAGAGGAGGAAGUAAGGAAACCUCGAGAGAGCUGGACUUGGAGACACAUAAGGAUGCAUCGCGAACGCUGCAACACCUAUGCCCAGAAAUACAAGGAGCAGUGCCUGAACAAAAAACCGUCCGCCGUGCUGACAGAAACCUGCCGUCUGCUGGAAACGGAGCUAGACGUAUUUAACUUGCUGCUUAUACGGCAGAGGGUGAACAUAGAGAUAGCCAAGGAGCGGGAGGCAGUGCCCGAGCCAAAGCAGGGCUGGUUCAGCGGUUGGGGAUGGGGUGGCGGAGCCAAGAAGGAAGAUCAGACCGCCGGUCAAAAAUUAGUCGAGAAGUUCGAGGCGGCAAUGACGGGCGAAGAGAAGGAAAAGAUGUACCGGGCAAUUGGUUACCAAGAGAACGCCAAGCCCACGGAUCUUCCCGAAAACUACCAGGCCAUCAAGAUGAACUUUAAACUGAUCGCUCUGGAGGUUGGCCUGUACAAGGAUGAGCGAGUUAGUUCCGUGGAGUCGUACGACUAUCAUGACCUGCCUUCUCUGCUGCUUUUGAAUUUCUCGAUGGCCACUGCGUCAAUCACUCAACGGCCAGCUGCCGAGGCCAUAAGCAUCACUGCUGGCAUGAAGGAGCUCAAGGUUACGGGACUUAAACGCAAAGAUUACACACCAUUGCUGGUGGAGUCGAAGAUCACCGAUGAGUUCAACCUGCUGGACGUGUUCUUCGAGACGAAUCCCUUAGACAAGUUGUGCGACCAGCGGGUGAAGGUUGUGGCGCGUCCGCUGCAAAUUGUGUAUGAUGCUCCUACCAUCCUGGCCCUGAUUAGGGCCUUCCAGCCGCCUGGUGAUGUCACACUCUCCAAGUUUGAGGAUGCGGCCAGUUCGCGAAUCUCCAAUUUCAAGGAGCGCUCUGCCACCGGAAUGCAGUACAUGAUCGACAAGAAGGCGGUGUUGGAUGCGGAUAUACUGUUUAUGCCAAACAUCCUGGUCGUGCCCCAUAAAGGAGUCUAUGAGGCGGACAAUACAUCACUGCUAGUUCUUAGCAUGGGCGAGGUGCGCCUCUCCAGCCAGCCGCGCAAGGAGUCUAAAAAGCUUCACAAUCUCUUCUCUGCCGGCGAGGAUAAGGACGAGAUCCUGAAGACAGUGAUGGACAAUGCCUACGAUAGAUUCACGGUCGAGUUGAACGACGUGCAAAUGCUCGUGGUGCGAGCUGGAGAGCCGUGGCAGACUGCGCUGAGUGAAGCCAGCUCAACGGAGAUGCACGUCUUGCGACCCGUCUCCCUGAAAGUAACUGCCGCCCUGUGUGUGAUAGACAAUGACCCGCGGCUGCCCAAAGUCAAGAUAGACAUCGACCUACCGGCGAUCCUGGUCAAUGUCUCGGAGGAUCGCGUCUUUCUUGCCAUCAGAGUGGCCCUAAGCAUUCCGCUGCCAGAGCAACAGCAACCGAGUGGAAAGCUCACACAGACGAAUUCGCGCAGCUCAAUGUCCAUAUCCAACUUCAUAAACAAAGAAGUGAAAAAGAUUGGACCAUCGGCAUCGUCAGCACCCAGCGCCAAAGCUUCAUUGGUGGACGAGGUUACCCAGUACACAAAUCUGGAGAUUAACUUCUCUCUGGGAGAGAUAUACUUCGUCUUGUUCCAGUCCAGUAGGAGAAGCGAGACGAGCUCCGACGUAUCCAUAGAGUUUCUCACCCCUGAAGGUGAUCCCGCCCCUCCCCAGCUGACGAUGAAUUUGCCAGUCGAAGAGCCUGUGGAACGACCACCACGCACGCCUCCUCGGCAGAUUAUCUCCAUCGACAUUCGCCGCCUGGAGGCCCACUUCGUAGCCAGAACUUACGAGUCUCUGGCCACAGUCAAGCUUGGGGAUAUUAACCUGCGACAAUAUGGUUGCCAGGACGGCGACUUGGAAGUAUUGGACGUAAUCCACACGCCGAAAAAGGAAAAUAGCUCCAACUAUCUGUUCACCGUCUCGUGCACCAUUGCAGACAAGACGUCGCCGGAGUUCAGCACCAAGUACAACUCAACCGAGCAGCUGGUCGUGGCAAACUUCGAGGUGCUUCAGAUUGUGCUGCACCAGGAGUGCCUGCAGCGGAUCCUGGAGGUCGUAAACAAUUUCCAGAGAAAUCUGGACCAUGUACUAGCAAGCACACGGCCACGUGACCGUAUGGGCUCUAUUGGCGGUGGCGAUGGCCUCAAGAGGAAGCUUAAUGUCAUCCUUGAGGACACGGAGGAGAUAAUGACCACCAACCAAAUGAAGCGCCGCAAGAAUACGAAGCGCAGUCGCGUCGUUGAGACUGUGAAGGUUCGUGUGAUCGCAAAUCUGGACGAAGUGGGCCUGUUGCUCACCAGCCAAAACCGACCGUUGGCCGAGAUGAACGUGAAGAAAUUCGUAUCCAGCCUGAUCAUUAAGUCGUCCUACACGGAGGUUAAUAUAGGCCUGAAGGAUAUUCAGGUGUUGGACCUGAAUCCUUACACCAUUCACAAGAAUAUUCUGAGUAUUGUUGGCAAGGACGCCUUUAACUGCCAGAUUGUGCUCUACAACAAAGAGGAGACCCUCGACUACAACUCCGAUGACAUGAAGAUAACAGUGGACAUUGGCUGUAUGAAGAUUAUCUUCCUCAAUUGGUUUGUGGCGGGAGUGAUGAACUUCCUGAACAACUUUACCGAGGCCCAGGCAACCAUAUCACAGGCCAGUGCUGCGGCUGCGGAGACCGCUCGCCAGAAGGCGAUGGAUGCCUACGAAACAGCCACGCGCAUGAAACUGAAUGUUCGCAUCAAAGCGCCCAUUAUCAUCGUGCCCAUUGGCUCCGAGGACACCAACGCCCUGUCCCUCGACUUGGGUCUGUUGGAGCUGACGAACAACACUGUGGAGGUGGCGGUGCCCAACGAGGAACGACUGGCUGUCAUAGACGAGAUAAAGUUGCACAUCUGUGAUGUGAAGAUAUCAAAAGUUGUCUUAUUGGAUGGCAACGAAUCGACGGUUGAUGAAAUGGAUGCUGCCGUGGGUUAUUUAUCUAAAUUUAAUAUGAUGAAUCCCAUGAGUUGCACCUUAUUGGUGACCCGUAAUUUGUCGUACACCUGGUACAGGGAUGUGCCCGAACUAAAUCUUUCAGGUCGUUUGAAGUCCAUUGAGCUCACACUCUUCGCGGAUGACUAUGCUUUGGUUAUGAUGAUUCUCAAUCACAAUUUAAACGAGGGCUUGGAUGAGUUCCCUCCAAGCGAAGAGGCACCUGUGGAACAAAAGUACCGACCCGAACGACGUAACUCCUACGGGGAACGCACUCCUCGGACCAUCGAAGCUACUCCAAAAAGAGAGAAGAUUCACGAAUCGAUAAAGUUUAACUUCCAGUUUGAUGGUGUGGUCAUAAAUUUAAUGGAGGCUGAAGACGCAGGACUCGCCAGGUUUGGAAUAUACUUCCUAUCCAUCAAGGGCACAAAGCUGGACAACAACACCCUGAGCACUUCAGUGGUCCUGUGCAAUAUCCAGAUGGACGACAUGCGCCAGAAUACUAACAGCCAGAUCCGGCAGUACUUAAGCCGCAAGGAUUGGGUUCAGCCCAAAAUGGAUACCGACGAGAUCAUCGAUGCCUGCUACAACGAACGCAACUUUAUGGUCGAUGUGACAGCAAUUAUAAAGGAGGACGACACAUUUGCUGAGAUCCGUGUGCGUGGCUUCGACUUGAUCGUCUGCAUCGACUUCCUUCUUAGACUGACUGAAUUCCUUACCCUGCCGCCUGAGGAGUCUCCGCGCGAUACUGUUGUUGCGAGGCCAGACACGAUUGCGGAAACAGCACGGGUGGCCAAGCACUCCCUUCGCACCUCCGCCAAAAUAGCCGCAACCGAACUUGUUCCCGUGGAGACACCUAAACUCGCUGCCCAAAACAAGAAAAUGAACCUGAUUCUGCACAUCGACGAACCAGAUAUAAUAUUGGUUGAAAACCUAGAGGAUCUAAACACCAGUUGCAUUAUUUUCAAUGCUCAAGUUAAUCUGAAUUACCGCAGCAUAAACGACAAGCAGAUCGUAAAUGGGCAGAUCGAUGCCCUCAAGAUGUACAUGAGCGCUUUUCUGCCGGAAAGGCGAGAGAUGACGCGCCAUUACAUUCUGCAUCCGUGCGUUAUAAGCCUGCAGGGAUCCACGCCCGAGGAAGAGGGCAUGCACAUAAGCCUAAAGCUGAGCGACAUCAUCAUCAACGUGUCGCCGGCCACCAUUGAGCUGCUCAACAAAGCGAUGCUGAGCGUCACUAGUGGCAGCAUGGCCAAGACUGCCAUUGCCGAGGAGUCGCGCAACUAUUCGAAUCUGUGGAAUCAGCGCCACUUCCAUAGCCGCACCUUCUGGUUCACCAAGGUGGAGCAGGGCGUCGAUGCCCUGGAAGAUCAGCAGCGCGUCAGCACAGAAUCGCAGUUGCAAAAGACGGAGAAGUGUGUGAUCGAGAUCCCCAGCAUUACGCUCGUGAUCGAGUCCGGCGUGGGCUACUACACGAAGCCACUCAUCUCGCUGGACACCCGCAUCACAGCCGUGUUCAACAACUGGAGCCGCAAUCUCACCGCUCAUGGCUCUCUGACUCUAAACAUGAACUACUAUAACCAAGCACUUGCUGAAUGGGAGCCCAUUAUUGAGCUCAACGAGGUGAUUGGUCGCAACGGAGUUCACGAAUACACGCCAUGGGAGCUCAAGUUCGAAAUGGGCAUGGAGAAGGUGCAGAACGAGGUGGAUGAAGAUGACGAGCAGCAGGCCAUGCACAUGAACAUCCACUCGGAGGAGACGCUUGAGAUCACUUUGAGCAAGACGUGCCUGGGUCUGCUGGGCGAACUGGCCGAAGCGUUCUCGCAGGCCAUCGACCAGAAGGGUCUGACCAAGCCGGAAAUUGUGGCUCCCUACGUGCUGGAGAACGAUACUGGCUUCGAUGUUAAUCUGGAUCUGCGGAAGGGCAUCUUUACGCUGCACGAGGUGCACCGUGGUGGUAACCUGCCGGGUGUAAGCAGCACCUUGCUUAUGUCUACCCAUACCCAGGAGAUCGAUCCCAGCGUAAUAAAAACAGCCACGAUUUCGUCGGGCGGAAGAGCAUACCUUCAGACUAAAGACUUAAGCACAUUAUCCGAGGAGGAUGCCGAGGACUACACUCUCUAUGUCACGAUUGGCGAUAUCAACAAGGAGAUUGGACUGCCCGUGUCCAAGUCGGACACCCGUUUCUUCAAUCUAAUGCGCAGCACUUCUCAGGAGCCGUGGGGCAUUAUUUCCGAAGUAACUCAGGACUAUGGCACCACGAAAGUCAAUAUCCACGGAGUGGUUUUGAUUCAUAAUCACUUUACGACAAGUGUAAAUAUUUAUCGACGCAAUCUUGCGCCCACUGCUGAAAGUUUUGAGGAUAUUUUCAUCGGGCGUGUUGGUCCCCAUUCGGUGUUCCACGUGCCGCUGCACGCCAUCUACGCGGACUCCAAGGAGCUCUACUUCUCGAUGCGCGGCUACAGAACAUCAGUGCAGGGUAUUUCGUGGGCUGCCAAUCCCUCGGACAUGAAUUACUCUCAUCAGUUGCACUGCGAUCCAACCAAGACCUUUGAGUCGCUCAUUAUCAACGCUCGACGAAAGAAGUCAGAGGUCUAUUAUGAGAACACCAGCAAGUAUACGCUGCUGAGCGCCUUCUACACGAUCCAUCUGCGUCCGCCACUCUAUCUGCGCAACUCCCUGCCCAUCAACAUCCAAGUAUCGGUGGCCGGCUGCUCGGUCCGAAAGGAGGAUGCCCUGGAUACCCAAUCCUCGGUGCAGGUGAUGGACAAAGGAUACAGCAAGGAAGAUUUCCUGGACUAUGGCGAGAAACCAGUGAACUCGGGCGAUGUGCUUCACCUGCCCACCGUUCGAUUGGCCGCAACGAACAAGGAAGCAAAAAGCUUCCUGGUUGUGCGGCUGGUUCAAUACCUUGAAAAGGACUGGUCCUGUGCCACCGAGGUCUGGGAUUACACUGACGAUAUUAUUACCUGGACGUUCUCAUCGUACGACUCGGAGUUAAAGGUGGACAUGGAUCUGUGUGUUAAGACCGAGAAUCGACAUGGCAGCUUGAUGCUUACACUCUUUAGCCCCUUCUGGAUGAUAAACAAGACAGGAAUGAUGCUCACUUACAAAACCGAAACGACCUCCGUAGAAGUGCUGUACCACCCUCCGGAAUAUUCCGGACCCAUAUUGUUCACGUUCCGGGAUAAGAUCUUCUUUGACAAGAAAAAGGCCUCCAUUCGCAUCGACAACGGCCAGUGGAGUGAGAAGAUCCCCCUGGACGUGGCCGGGUCGAUUGGAGAGGUGACAUGCUUUGCGAACAACCAGAAGUACCCCAUUGGUGUUCACAACCACUUGACUCAGAACUCCCUGACCAAGCAGAUCACAUUUAUCCCCUUCUACAUUGUGUGCAAUAAGUGCCGCUUCGAUAUUGAGCUGCAGGAGCAGAGUCGCCCAGCCGAUCCGUGGAUACACCUCGAGCCAAACGAGCUUCAACCCCUCUGGCCCAGGAACGACACCAAGAACAACCUGGUGGCGCGUGUGGACGGCAAAACGACUCCAGCCUUCGACUUCACGGAGGUGAUCUGCACGCUGCUGAAGCUGGAAGACAGCAAGUAUGGUGGCAUCAAUGUGGAUGUUCAGACGACGGAGGGCGGCGUCUAUAUCACUUUUACGGAUUACAAGCCAGCCGAUGCACCCGGCCUGCUGAUCAACCACACUGGCAAACAGAUUACCUACUGCGAAAAGGGAACGAAGAACGAGAAAAUUUUGAAUGCCAAGAGCAACAUAAUGUUUGCCUGGGACGACCCGACGGGUGCCAAAAUCCUCAUAUUUGGCGCCAACAAGGAGGAGACGGACCUGAAACGCGACGGAAUCGGCGAGGUGGUCAUGCAGGACGGUCAAAAGGUCAUGUGGGUAUCUUUCCUGGACGGCCUGCAACGUGUGUUGCUCUUCACCGAAAACGCAUCGAUUGCCCAUCGUACAGAGAGCACCAAUUCGCUGCAGACCAUCACCCAGAGCAUCGAUCUGAGUAUCCACGGCAUUGGUCUCUCAGUGAUAAACAAUGAGUCUGGCCUGGAUAUACUUUACCUGGGCAUCACCAGCUCCGGAAUCAUUUGGGAAUCAAAGAAGAUAACCAAGAAGCGCUUCAAGGACUUCACCAUUGCCGAGAACGAGCUCCUGGAGAUUGAGUACCAGAAAUAUCUAGUGCACAAGAGUGUCAACGAUGUGCAGACCUACAAGCUGGACAACAAGUUCCCGAUCGACUUUGACCAUAUGAUCCUAAAGAAGACGGUGGAACGCAACUUAAGACGCAGCUUUUAUCCAGCUAUUUGGGUAUCCCGCAAGUCGUCGCCAUUCCAGAACCAGCUGCAUGUGAAAAUCAACCGUAUACAGGUGGACAACCAGUUCAUAGAUCCAAUAUUCCCAGUUGUGUUGGCGCCAAUUCCGCCGCCCAAGAGCGUGGCGAAUACCACCUCCCUCAAGCCGUUCAUCGAGUGCAGCAUGGUGCAGCGCAUCAUGCCCAACUCAACGGUGCGCCAGUUCAAGUACGCCAAGAUCCUGAUCCAAGAGUUCCUCUUCAAAGUCGAUUUGAAUUUCCUCACUGCCAUCGCCGAGAUGUUUGCCAAGGAAGUGACCGACGAGAUAGCUGCUAAGCAGUUCCGACAGGACGUUGAGUCCAUUGAGAUGCCGCUAUCCGCCUUCUUCGAGGAGCACUCGAUGGAGGAGCAGAAGAGCUUCUACGACAACCUGCACUUGGGUCCGCUUAAGAUCCAUGUUAGCUUCUCGAUGGCCGGCUCGGACACGAAGGCGUUGCCCGGCUUCUUGGGCUCGUUGGUUCAGGGCGUGGGAGUGACCCUAACGGACGUCAACGAUGUGGUCUUCCGACUGGCCUUCUUUGAGCGCGAGUACCAGUUCUUCACACAGAAACAGUUGAUCAACGAGAUCACCUCGCACUACACUGGCCAAGCGCUGAAGCAGCUGUAUGUCCUUGUCCUCGGCUUGGAUGUCCUGGGCAAUCCCUAUGGCCUGGUGGUUGGACUCAAAAAGGGUGUCGAGGACUUGUUCUACGAACCGUUCCAGGGCGCCAUUCAAGGACCCGGUGAAUUUGCCGAAGGAGUGGUACUGGGCGUAAAGUCGCUAUUUGGACACACGGUGGGCGGUGCCGCGGGAGCCGUGUCAAAAAUUACCGGUGCAAUGGGUAAGGGCUUGGCUGCGCUGACCUUUGACGAAGACUACCAAAAGAAGAGACGCCAGGGAAUUCAAAAUAAACCCAAGAACUUCCACGAAGGAUUGGCCCGCAGCAGCAAGGGUCUGGUUAUGGGCUUUGUGGACGGUGUCACUGGCGUUGUAACCAAACCUGUGACUGGGGCUCGCGACAACGGAGUCGAGGGCUUCUUCAAGGGCCUGGGCAAGGGUGCCAUCGGCCUGGUAGCUCGCCCCACCGCUGGCGUGGUUGACUUCGCCAGUGGCAGCUUCGAGGCUGUGAAGCGGGCGGCGGAUGCGAGCGAGGAUGUGAAGCGCAUGCGGCCGCCUCGUUUCCAGCACUAUGACUUCGUUCUGAGACCCUAUUGCUUAAUGGAGGCGACGGGCAAUAAGAUAACGAAGGAGACCGACAAGGGUAAAUUUGCCACCACGGACAACUUUAUUCAUUGCGAGGAGAUCAUCCAGAAGUCCGAGUACCUGGUGGUGACCAACUACCGCCUUAUGUACGUGCAACGUAACGAGAUGUUCGGCGUCUGGACGUCUCUCUGGUCUUACCUGUGGAGCGAAAUCAGCUCCGUCGCUGCCACGAAUCGCGGUGUCCAGAUCACCGUCAAGUCGGACGGCAAGAAGGUACUGGGUCUGUUCAGCAGCAAGGAGACACCCCGAAAGCUGGUGCUAGUGGGAGACGAUCGCAAGCGUGUUGCCCUGCUGGACAUCAUUGAAUCUCAGCGCGCGGACCCCAAUCCCUUGAGGACCACCGUCGCCUAUCCGGCGAGCAACCAGCACUAGACCUGAAUUUAUUUCCCAACUGUAUUAUAAUCCAAGCACAUCCCCACGGCAUCGGCAGCGACAUUGAAAUCUACCUCGAUCCCCUAGAUUCUGUCUGUCCAAGCACCAUGCACCCCAUUCGGAAAACUCACACUCACGUGUCGUACUUUUACGUAUGUUAACAACAACCAUUAUGUUUUGAUAUUAAAAUUUUAUGUCAAAGUUUA
Molecule: messenger RNA, 10387 nt
Organism: Drosophila suzukii
Lineage: Eukaryota; Metazoa; Arthropoda; Insecta; Diptera; Drosophilidae
Gene: Vps13
Product: vacuolar protein sorting 13C
Biological process (GO): protein targeting to vacuole; protein retention in Golgi apparatus
Cellular component (GO): extrinsic component of membrane
Source: RefSeq, a predicted model, not a curated record